AAUUAAUAAAACCGUCCCUCCCCACACGGUAAAACCUUUCCCUGGUCGUCUUCGUCCUUAAAACUCUUUUAUUCUGGUCGUUAUCUAAUCUUGGGUCGGCAAGAGAACAUCAUUUUUCAGGGUUAGAAAGUGAGAAAUAUCUCGCCACCAUGUUUCUCACCCUGCUGCGGAGAGGCAUCUCUGGGAAGCAAUGGAUCGGAAAGUAUCGCCGUCCACGACAGAUUACCUGGCAGAUGAAGCGCAAUAUGUUGAAGAAUCUGGAGCGUGAGGCUGAAAACGAAUACUGGAUCAGCCGGCCUUUCAUGACUGUGGAGCAGGAGUACGGUCACGCCGCAGAGCGCCGAGCCCAGAACUGGCUCAAGAUCAAGGAGGCCAAAUUUUCCAAUUUCCCUGAACACAAACACAUGGCAGAUCACCUGAGUCAUCUCAAAAUCACCAAGACGUGGUCAAGUUAAUGUGAGCAGAGAAACAGCAAGCAAAGACUGUCUUUAUAAUGUGACAAUAUAACAUGUUAAUGUGUGUAAGAAAGCUCUGUUUCGUUAUGUGUAGUAAUGUGAAGCAGGACCAUGAAAAGUUGUCAAACAAGUCCACAGUGGACUGUUUCAAUGAAUGCGUGAACUGUUUGAGGUGCUUUAUCACAGACUGAACCCACGCUGCAACAGGACUGUAACUGCUCCACAUUCGGUGCUCUUGCUUCAGAUAAAAACUGCUCAGCAAUUCUAUCUGCGAGUCCUUAUUUUAGCGCUCAUUAGCAAAGUACACUUUCAAGUUGAGAAAAACAGGCUUCCCACUGCUUAUAAAUUGUCUAUAAUUAUAUGAACUGCUGAAGUGUAGUCCAUGAGGAAAAUGUUGAAGGAAUUAUGGAAACUGUCUUGGGAGUUUGGGACAAAAUUAUGUAAUUUUACAAAGGGUUAAUUUCACUGCAAUAGAGCUGAAUGCAUUCUACUGUUUUAAAUUUCAUGUAUUGAAGGGUGUGACUGUCAGUGAGCCCAAUUGUAGCUGGAAUUAAAGUAUUUAAUCCCUUUGAACCUUUGAAGUUAGAAAAAGCAGGAAGGAACACAUUUUCAAGGUUCAUGGAAAUGCUCUCACUUCAUUAAUGGAGUCUCAUAAGGUUUUAGAUUUUUGCCAUGGUGGGGAGCCUUGUGAUUCUGUUAAAUCUGCUGACAGUAAUGUGCUUCUGCUUGGAAAAAUCGGCUGUAUAAUAUAGAUCCAUUGUUAUAAUAGUCAAUGCUUAGAUUGCUGGGGUUCUCUGCUGAUUUAUCGUUGGACUGCAGGAAUUUGACCCUGUAUCGAUGACUUGUCUGAUUACAGUUAUUGCCAUUGUGUGGACUUCAAUCACUCCAACACAAGCACAUGACUGCAAGAAGAGCCAGCAGGUGAUCAUUAGCAUCAUCUCCUGCACCUUUAUAACCUUAUAAGGUUAUUAAAAAGCUGGAAGGUGUGUGCACUAUAAAACAAAGCAAACACUGACUUGGUAAUCCUGAGCCCUGAACAUGGGGCUGUCUAGCAUUUAUAAGAUGUGAAGUGAAUACACAUUUGAUAACUGGUUUAUAACACACUGUGAUGUAGUUGCAUGCACAGAUAUAUAACUGCUGACAAACACAUUAAACACAUCUAUUCACAACUACAUCAUAGUGUGCUGUAAACCAUUUAUUUAUUGUUCCUGCACUGCCUGUAAAUGCUAAACCAGAACUCUUAGAGAAGUUAAUGUGGUGUUUUCUCUGUGCUGGGCUUGAACUGCACUGCCGCUAAGUGGUCAAACAACACCAUGGCUCUGCAAUUUGCCACCUUUUUAAUUGGUUAAACAUAAAUGUGAUUUUCUUCAAUAUAAAACCUGCUGGUGUCCGUAGUAGCCAUCCCGCCUGAUUUUCACCUGCGACAACAGGUGAACCCAGUGAACGAACUGAGACGAUAGAAAAGCAGCGGUCCUCUGCGCUCCAGAGAAGCCACAGGUGUGAGAAGCCUUUCAUACUGUCCUUUGUGCUGUCUAUUUGUAUAAUUUUGAUGGUAAUGUUGCCACCAGAAGCAUUAUUUGAGAUCUGUCUUAGCAUGGGCACUGCAGGGUUCAAAAUAAUUGAACAGGAUUAAUGAGCUGGUGGGGAUAAUGCUGUCUGUGAAAGGGCAAUUGUACUGCAGCAGUGAAAUGGAAUAAAUCCACAUGCCUCAGUAAUGCUACACCACUGGGACACCCAUUUCAAGAACCUGACUCUAAGCGAUUAGUCCAUGUAAAACUGAGCAGAACUCUCCUUGGUGGACUGCAGGAAGCUCUCCUAACUGUGCUCCCAGCUCGGUCACACACUUCAAACUGAAAUUAGCUGUUCAUUGUUUUCCUCUGCCAAAUGUUAUUACAGGAUGAAUUCUUAAAGGAAAAAAAGUUGGAUUGCGUUUGCUUUAUAGCGAACAGAGCAGCUCACAAAAAUAAAGGAGA
Messenger RNA from Chelmon rostratus (copperband butterflyfish), 2428 nucleotides. It is a transcript of the gene mrpl57, whose product is annotated as mitochondrial ribosomal protein L57. Lineage: Eukaryota; Metazoa; Chordata; Actinopteri; Chaetodontiformes; Chaetodontidae. Gene Ontology annotation, molecular function: structural constituent of ribosome. The transcript has 2 exons. The record is from RefSeq and is a predicted model, not a curated record. Gene Ontology annotation, cellular component: mitochondrial ribosome. Gene Ontology annotation, biological process: mitochondrial translation. Bases 150 to 455 code for a protein of 101 amino acids.